UGGCGCCAAUGUGUUGAACCGGUAAUUGACCGAUAUAUUAAUAAAGUGUUCACUUUAGAAUAAUUUAACAUUAAAAGCUUAGGUGUAACAUGUAUUUGCAUUGUUUACUAUAGCGUUUUCUAUUCUGCUUGAUCUUGUCAAAACGCAGAAUUAUGUUUAUAUCCCAAAAGUUUAUAGAUACUUAAAUACUCUGAUUGUUUAUGUUAAAAUCUUACGACGAUGGAUUUGUUAGAAACUUGUUGUACGCAACUAACAUCGACAAAGAUAACUGAUCGCAAACGUGGUCAAGUUAACUUAGAUGAUUUGCUAGAUAAAUCUAGUAUAAUUAAAAUGUUGAACAAUAAUGAAGGGCGGGUUACUUGGAAUGAUAUUGUGAGAUCAGUACAUUUACAUUUACUUAAGGAAUCAGAACUUCUAAAAAAGAAUCAAAAGAAAAGAACAAAUGAUGAUUUAUUAGUGACUGUUGUUCAGAAAGCAAAUAAAGGAAAACCUCGUGUAUCAGCAGUAAAUUUAAUUCAAUAUGUUCUGCAAUGUUUUGAAACACCUACAUUAAAAGAGUUCUAUUUUAAUACUUACAUAAGAAUUUUGAGACAUCACAUUCUCUCACAAUCAUAUUAUUUAGGACUUUUGGAUGAGGAUGUUUGGAUAACAAUUCUAAAUUUUUUAAAAACAUUAUCAUUACAAGAAAACUUUGAAGACACGAAAGUAAUUGAAUGUAUCAAAUUAAUAUUUAAACAUGGGCCACAAUACAAAUAUCCAGUUUUAAAUUAUCGCCAGCAUUUCGAAUACAUUACAAAAUUAUGUAAAAACCUUCAAAGAACUUUACCAAGUCGUUAUAAAGCGGAAGUCUUUCAAAUUGUGAUCGAUUUUUGUAAUUACACCGCCUCAGAUUGUUGUUUAUCUUGUUGUAAAUUGGGAGAAGAAAUUUUUUUUAAUUUGCAUCCACUUUAUCAAAGAAGGGUAGCCGAUGAUUGCAUUCGCGAGUUGUUAUUUCAGUUUUGUCUCUUACAAAUUAAGAUUCACCACCCGUAUGGAGCUUCAAGCAAUAAUGUUGAAGCAUAUGCUCAUGAUUGGGAUAGAUGGAAAAAACAAUUAAGAACGAUUUAUAUGAUUGUUGAAGAUGAACUUGUUCAUUAUUCAAAGAUGACAAUGACAAAAAUCCCAUUUUUGUAUCAAAGUGAUAAUAUUUUAGUUUUAUUAGCUAUUGCUGUUUGUAAACAGAUAUUUCUAAGUGAUGACGUAGAUAUAAACGUUUCAACCUCAAUGUUACUUGAUUCAACUACCAGUGAUAUUACUCAAUCAUCAAAGAGAUUAAGAUUAAAUAAUGUCGGAUUUGAUCAAUUUGUCUCGUCCUUACAGGAGUCAAAAAGUUAUCCAAGAGUUUUCGUUUUAACAGAACUUUUAAAAAUUCACCCUGAAGUGAUAAAUUUCGAUCAAUCCGCUGAUUUAUUAAAGAUUUUGGUAAAUAUGUACAAAGAAGUUAAAAAUGAGCAUGUUUAUGAUUGUUUUACAACUAUACUUGAUAUUCAAAGCAAAAAAUUUCCUGGUAAAAUAUCCGAAGUGGAAGAUAUUUGGAAUUUUAUUGCUGAUGAAAUUCUUAGAUCAUUGGGAAUUCAACAAAACGCUUCCUCAAUGCAUUCUUUGUUACAAUCCCUUAUUCACCAUGGAAAGAUAAAAGACCCAUCAGUAAUUUUUCAAACAUAUCUUUCUGGUUCAUUAAUAUUAGAAAAUUACACCUUAAAAACUUUGUUGGUUAUGAACAAAUAUUUUGGAAUUCCCGAUGUAAUCAACGGAGAACACUGUAAGAAGAAAUUAAUAAAUUGGAUAACAGAAUAUGAUCACACAAAAUCGAAAGUAUUUUCAGGUGAUCAAACUUUAUUCGCACAAACGUUGGUUUGUUUAUGUUUAAAACAAAGUCCAGAAUACAAAAUGAUAGAGUCCGAUCAUCACGAAAGAAAUUUUGAAGAUGUUUUUAUUCUAAAUGGAUUUCAAAAACUGAUAAAACCCGUCGAUAAACCAAACGAAUCUCAGGAACCUAUAUAUUCUAGUAUUCAUAAAGAUUUACUUAUGGAACUGAAAGGAUCCCUUCACCGCUUUUUAACAGAGUUUACUCAAAAAGAUUCCGAUUUAAAUUAUAUCCAAAACGCCAUAAAUGCUGUGAUAUUAGUUGGAUAUGUUAUUGUUGAGUUGAAUGUUUUAAAAAUUCAAUACAACAUUGAGAAUCUUUUGCAAGGAUUAGAAAUUGAACAAGUUUUUAUUACCAUAUGUCAAGGGUUAUGCCAUCAUUUUUCUGAUAAUAAUCUGAAUAGGAACAGAACGUUUAUUGAUACAUUAAAAGUUUUUAACAAAUUCCUCACAAAUAAAUUUGAUAAACUCGUCGCUAAAACGCUUAGAGGCUUCAUCAAAACGGAAUUGCUUAGUUGUAUUUUUGAAUUAGUUCUUGAUGAUGGUGCAUCAAUAAAUAUGGACGUGAGAGUUUUAAAUCUACUUAAUGAAAGAAAAGAAACGUUGAGGUGUAUUUUGCGUAAUUUUUCGAUGUAUGAUGAUAAUGGUAAUGCUACAGACGCUGAGGAAAAGACUAUUCUCAGUUUGUUGCAGUGCAAUUAUGAAGAUGAUGAUGGAGUAGAUUUGGCUAUGAGUAUUCUUGGUUCAAUUAAACAUUGUCAAGUGGGUCGACUUAGUGAAGAAAUGCUUCAGCCAAUUUUAGAAGUGAUGGCGUAUUUUUGGAAACAAAAAUCGAAAGAUUAUGAUGUUGCGCUAAAAAUAUUGGAUUCUUGUCAAAGUUUAGUUCAACAUAUGAGAAAUUGUACAUCCAAUGAUUUAAAUCAACAAUAUUUUGGAUUGUUGGCUAAUAUUUUUUGUCACCAAAAUAAAUACGGGUUUGAAGUUAGCAUAAAGCUUUUGGAGUGUUACCAAUUAAUUAUUGAGAAUAAACUUCAAAUAAACUAUAAAAAAUACACAAAUUGUUGUUUGUCACAACAUAUUUGUAACUUUUUAAAAUCUCAUUACCAUCUUGUACGAUUGAAAACGAUUGAUUGUUUAAUAUCGAUAUUCUCAAAAAGUAUCAAUGAACCAUCAAUAAAUUCCUUGCAAAAAUCGAUUUCUGACAUAAUCGAUUCUUCUAUACAAGAAGUUUUUGUGAUAACAGAAAAAUUAAAUGAAGAUAGCGUUAUUGAUGAGAACGUUUCAAGAACUUCCAGCGUUCUUCAUACAUAUUGCUCGUUAAUUUUUACAAAUUCUAUAUGGAGAACAAAAUUUUUGUACUCAUUAUUAUCUCUUAUUUUGGAUAAAAAGUUAGAUAUGAAUUUAUCUCAAAGAGCUUUAAAUUUGUUAGCGGAAGAUUUAAAUUAUAAAAGUAUAUACGAGUUUAUUGAUAAACAUAUUUCUUAUAUAUUAUCUCAAUGGUAUUUAAAUCGAAAAAGCUUGGAUACUUUUCCUUAUGGGUUAACUGGAUGUGAUUCUUAUCAAGAUUUCUGUAAGAAUUACAUGAAAGUAAUUGUACCAUUACAAUUAAAUGAGAAUAUUGAAGAGAUUUGUAAUGUAAUUGGAAAGAAUAAACGAGAGAUUUUCGAGAUAUGUUUUGUUGAACUUAUGGUUGGAUAUUUUUUUAAAGUUACCGCAAAAAAGUUUAAUGCCAAAGAAAUAGAAGCAGCAAAUAAAUUCUAUGCUCAAAUUGAAGAGGAAUUAUCAAAAACACAUCUUAAAGAAUUACUUAUCACUAAUAUUGAUAACGUUUUAAUUAGUAUUUUAUCUCGUGUUGUUGAUGACAAGAUAUUUAAAACGUGUUUUGACGUGGAAUAUGUUUUAGAAAUUAAUGAAUACCCUCGCAGUUGCAUUCCAGAAAUAUUAAAUGUUAUUUCUAAUAAAAUUGAAAUACAAGACUUCUUAACACAUUGCAUCUCUAAACAUCCAGAAAAGAUCCAAUCGAUUUUAUUAAAUUUAGCGAUGAAUGUUUACACAACAACUAGUACCCAACACAAAUUAAAAAGUUUACAUCAAUAUUUUGGGUUUAUUGAUAUGGUCAUUUCAAUAAUAAUUACUCCAAAUUGUGAAAUAGCAAAUUUUUUCAUAAGAAAUGUGCUUCAUACCCUACUCUAUUUCAUAGAAAUGAAAACCGGUGAAAUAAAGUUUAAUUCAGCAUCAACCGAUUACUUAAUAUCUUUUAUUAAAAAGAUUGUAUCUAAUUGUCACGAUAAAUUAGAACCUUUUUUUGAAAUAAUUGUGACUAAAUUGUUAACAUUAAACGAAGAGUUACCAGAUAAAUGUACAGAUGUAUUAAGGUUGUUGAUUGUUGAAAAUGAAAAAAUUUAUAAGGAUAUUAUCCCUAAUUUAGACCCUUUUCCUGAGACAGAUAAAUUAUUAGAUAUAAUCAGCGUUUAUAAGAGACUCCGAAUUGAAAAAUGGGGUACUUCUUUAUCUGGAGAGAUUCAACAUUUCUUAGACGCUGGCUCGUCAAUAAAUAUGUUCCGGUUGGAAGCCUUAAAACAACUCAAAAAGAAACUCUCUGAAAAUAAAUCUGAAUUAAAAGAAAUGUUUGAGGUAGCAAGCAAUGUUAGGGAUUUUUCGGAAGAAAAGCGAAAAAAUAAGUUAUAUCGCCUCGUUGGGUUACUUGUAAAAUUUAUUUCUUCUGAUAAUACAAGUGUUAGUAUUGAAUCAGCUCGUUGUUUGGGUGAAAUUGGAGUCUCAAACUUAGCAACUUUAAUUUUACAAUCGGAUGAUAUUUGUGUAGAAAAUUCUUCCUCUCCAAUUCAAUUAUUAACAUCGCAUUUAAUUAAGACUUUAUAUCAAAGUAUUAUUGAUCAAGAUAUUUAUGUUGUGCAACAUGCGAGUGUAGUUUUACAGAAAGCAUUAAGUACUAAAGAAGGAGUUAAUUUUAUGAAAACUGCUGCAGAUUUAAAAUCAUAUUUUUACCCUUUUUUAACAAAACAACAAAAAGCUUCGUCAGCAUUAUCAGAGGCUGACAAAAAAAUGAUGCAUGACAAUAACGUGGACGUAUCAAAUUCGUGGUGGUACACUGAUGAUAAUCAUAAAACUUGGCUAAUAGAACUUACUUGCGUAUUUCUCCGAUAUUUUUCAAAAACAAGUUAUUUACAAAGUUUAAUACCAUUAUGUAAAAUCAACAUUGCAAUAUGUGAAAAAAUUUUGCCAUAUUUAAUUUAUUUAUACGCCUCAAUAAAAGAUAGGAACUUAAGUACUUUAUCGAAACAAUUAAACUAUUUUCUAAAUAACGUUUGGGAGUUAAGUUUAAAUGAAAAAAAUAUUAAUACAAACAAAAUUUUAUCAACACAUUGUGUGUUGGAUGCAGUUUCGUUUUAUAAGACGCAAUCAAAGAAUUAUGACAUUGAUAACAUUCAAUUAGAUUAUUUAAAAUUAGCCCAAGCGGCGUUCUAUUCUUCAAGAUUUUUUGACUCAAUAUAUUACAUCGAGCUUUGGUGUCAAAGUAAAGCUGAAGAUAUCCCAAAGGCAAAGAAAUUUACUGGUUCUCCAUUAUCGUUAUUGGAUUUAGUAUGUGGCGCAGAAUCUUCUUCUAUUUGCCUAAUUGCCCAAAAUAUUUUACGACGAUCUUACAAUGAAAUAGGUGAAACAGACGCAUUAAACGGGUGUGGACACGCAUUUCUCCUUGACACCUCAACAAGAAUCGAGCACUACAAAGAAUUAAACCAAUGGGAACAAGUAACCCUUCAUUAUGAUACUUUAUUAUCACAGGGAAAUACAAAUAUAAAAAAUUACAUUUCUGAAUCACUUAUGAAUUGCGGUUAUUACGCUUUAGCUACCGAAUACCAUGAAGUAAAUAACUUAAAUUACGAUAUUUUAUGGCGAUUAGGUAGAUACGAUUGUGACACGAGACAAGAAAGCUCUAAUCCAUUCGAAAAGCAGAAAUAUAUCGCAUUAAAAUCGCUUUUCGAUCAAGAUCAGGACAUGUUCUCUAAUGCUAUUUACGAAGCUCGAUUAUCAGUGAUAAAAUCGUGCAAAGAAAACAAUUUGCAAACUACUAAAUCAUUGUAUGGGAUUUUAACCAAUUUACAAAUGCUACAAGAAUUAGAAGAUAUCGCGAAUAUGGGUUUUGAAGCAAGUAGAGUAAAAUUCGAGGAACAAGAUUCAAUACCUAAAGUUGAUUUUAAAUCAUACGAACCGAUUAAAGUGCAAAGAAUCGUUAUUUUAACUGAAUAUUUAAAAAAUAGGGAUCUUAGUACGAAAAUUGAUGUGGAAACGUGUAAAGAAUAUCUUGUUAAUUUAUAUUUAGACUUUGCAGCUUCAGCUAGAGAAGCAAAACAAUUUAAUAUUGCUAAACGGGCUAUAUCAUCAUUAUCGACAAUUAAUCCAUUAAAAGACGAAUAUAGAUAUAAAAAGGUUUUAGAAGAAGGAAAGAUUUGUUGGAAUAUGGGCGAUAAAAUCACUGCGCGUUAUUUAAUUCAUGAAUUGUUUAGUAAAAACGAUAAUAUUAGAUUAAACUUUUCUUCAAUGAAACUUUAUGGACAAUGGAUGGCUGAAUCUCAAUCAGAAAAUCCUCAAACAAUUUUAAACACUUACUUUUUAGAGCCUUUAAAACUAAUGAAAAGUAUUGAUAAAGAAAAGGAAGAUUUGGAAAAUAUAUUUGGCACAUAUUACGAUAUUGCAAGAUUUUCUGACUUGGAAUAUCAAAGAAUAAGAACUUACAUAAAAUCUGCCGAGUUUCAACGUAAAAUACAAAACAAAGAAAAAUCUCGAGAAACUGCAGAGAAAAUUCGUUUAAGCAGGAGUAUGGAAGAAGAUGAAAGGAAAGCAGCACACAUUUAUCUUAAACAAAGUAUGUUAGACGACGCUGAAAUCGAUAACACUUUAAAAGGAAAAGCCGUCUACUUAAAAUUAGCCAUAAAAUACUAUAUGAUAAAUUUACAAUACAGCGAUGUAAACAACACCCGAAUUUUUAGAGUAUUAUCACUUUGGUUGGAGAAUCGAACCAGUGAUGAUUUAAAAAAAUGCUUAGACGAGUAUGUUUCCAAGAUUCCAAGUUACAAAUUUGUUCCAAUUUUACCUCAACUCGUCCCUCAUUUAAGUAACAAUUCUAAAGAUGAUUUUGCUAAUCAUGUCUCAUCAAUAAUCGAACGUUGUGCAAAAGAUCAUCCCCACCACACUCUCCCCAUAUUAAUUUCUUUAUCUCAUUCAAAUAUGGAUGAUGAGUUUGUAAAAACCAACGCUUCCACAGAUUCAAAUGAAACGAGAGUUGAUGGUGCUCAAAAAUUAUUAAAUAAAUUUAAUUCAAACAAUUCCUUAAAGAAAAUCAUAAACGAGAUGGUAACUCUUUCAAAAGCGUUCAUGGAGCUUGCUUAUUUAGAUCCUGAUAAAUGCAAAUCCGCUCGCGGAAAAAAUGAAGGUCUUAAUAUCCCCGAAACGUCAAAAAUCGCCAAGAUUUCUAAUUUAUCUGAAAGUUAUUUACCAACAAUCACAGUUGAUAUCCGAAAAAAUUGCCAAUAUAAAGACAUAAUUUCUGUACAUUCAUUUAAAAAGCAAUUUGCUUUAGUUGGUGGAAUAAACAGACCAAAGAGUAUUUUGUGUCAAUGCAGCGACGGUAAAACACGACGGCUUUUGGUUAAAGGAAAAGACGAUUUGAGACAAGACGCCGUUAUGCAACAAGUUUUUACGAUUAUGAACGAUUUGUUUAGAAGCAAUAAUCACACGUCUAAGCUUUUGAUCAGAACAUAUAAGGUCGCCCCUCUAUCAAAACGUAGCGGAGUUAUAGAAUGGGUCGAAAAUAGUCAAGUUUUGUGUGAACACUUAUAUAAAUUACAUAACAAGUAUCGCCCGAAUGAUUGGAGUUGUGGAAAAUGUAGUAGUCAAAUGAAGAGCGCUCAUCUUAAAUCAAAUGAAGAAAAAUCAAUAGUUUUUAAAAGAGUUUGCGAAAAUUUAAUGCCUGUAAUGCAUAAAUUUUUCCAAGAAAAAUACCCAGACCCUAUCGUUUGGUACGAAAGAAGACGCGCAUUUACACAUAGUUUAGCUACGAAUAGUAUUUGUGGUUACAUUUUGGGAUUAGGAGAUAGACACGUGGGAAAUAUUCUUUUGGAUGAAAAUACAGCUGAAGUGAUUCACAUCGAUUUUGGCAUUGCUUUUGAACAAGGAAAGUUAUUACCUACUCCAGAAACUGUGCCAUUUAGAUUAACUAGAGAUUUAGAAGAUGGAAUGGGUGUUACUGGUGUUAAUGGAAUAUUUAGAAGAUCUUGUGAAAAAACUAUGGAAGUUUUACGACAUAAUUGGGAAACUAUAGUUAGCAUUUUAGAAGUUUUAUUAUAUGAUCCUUUGUAUGCUUGGACAAUCACACCAGCUGAAGCAUACAGUCGUCAACAUUACGACGAUUGUUCACCAAAAGGAGGUUCAAUGAAUUUUGGAAGUGAUAAUAAAGAAAACUUGAAUGUUACGGCAGAACGUGCUUUGUUGCGAUUACAUCAAAAGUUACAUGGAACGGAAGAAGGUGCGUCUGCCAGUGUUGAGGGCCAAGUUGAAAAGUUAAUUCAGCAGGCUCGUGACCAUUCAAAUUUACAUCGUUUGUACUAUGGUUGGCAAGCUUAUUUGUAAGAGUAGAUCACUAAAUGUUCUUUUGUGUUUAAAUAUUUUUGUAUUAGUUUAUACUAAAAACGUUAUAUUUUA
Molecule: messenger RNA, 8622 nt
Organism: Onthophagus taurus
Lineage: Eukaryota; Metazoa; Arthropoda; Insecta; Coleoptera; Scarabaeidae
Gene: tefu
Product: Serine/threonine-protein kinase tefu
Biological process (GO): DNA repair
Molecular function (GO): protein serine/threonine kinase activity; protein binding
Source: RefSeq, a predicted model, not a curated record